AUGCGAAAGGUACUCCUGUCGAACAAAAAAGUUUAUGAGUUAAUAGCCACAAACAACUAUAGAGGAUAUGAAGAAGAUAUUAAGGAUAUAGUUGAAAAUAAAUAUGCAAAAUUGUUAACAUACCUGAGCUCAAAUAACAAGUACCACGAAAUAGUAUCAUUAAAGCUGCAGCAGUAUAUUAAUGAACAUCUAAGUAUUAAAGAGUCUAAAUCAUAUUUUUUCGGUUUUUCAAAGGAACUGCUAGUUCAUUGUUUGAAGGUUUACUUUUACGAUGCCCUGUACCACGAAAAUACACAUCAUUUGAGGUGCGAAUGCGCUCAAGUGGGGAAGGAGCUGCAAACAGAUCAGAGGAAUGGACAUUGGAAUGGAAAGCAAAAUGGAAAGUCGAUGGAGCAACCAUCCCAGGAGGAAGCCCUCCUCAAAGAAAUAGAACAAAACGCGCAUUUGAUUGAGAUGGACAGGCUACAUUUAUUAUACUGUGAUGAGUAUUUUUACAUUUUUAAAAGCAUCCUACAUAUAUUGAAAGAGUGUAAUAUCUUUUAUUUUUAUCAGAACUACAACACAGAAGACUUUUCAUAUGAGCAUAAUUUUAUGUAUGAACUUUUUUCUAUAUUAGAAAGAAAAUUAAAUAUACAGCAAUUGAUACAAAUAUAUUUUGACACAUAUAAAGACACGAACAACUAUUUCGAAAUGAUAAAACAAGUAGAUUUAGAGAACAACGGGUAUUGGGUAUAUAAAUAUAUUUUAUUAUUUCUAAAUGUGCAAACGUUUUGUAUUAAUAUUUUUUUUUUUCUACAAUUAAGAUUAAAUAUAUUGGAAAAGUCUAAUAUCAAGUCCAUUCUUAGUAUAUUUUUAACGUUCUCUAGUAUUAACUUAUCUAAUAGGUAUUAUGCUAACAAUGAUAUAAUAACGAAUGCACUUCAACAAAAAGAAUACUCAAUUAUAUUUCUAAUAGCAUCUGUAAGUAAUUUUUUAACGUUAGAAGAUAUUAAUAAAUAUGUGAAAUGUUCCUCUUCUAUCAAUUUUUUUAAAUUAAUUUUUCUUUUUAAAAAUAAUAUUUCAACGAAUAACUAUCAGCAAAAUGUACGGCUUCUGUCAUAUUGUCUAAACUACUUUGAUGAUAUGCUUCAAAAUUUUUCAUUUAUUGAUUAUAGUUGUGUGUAUAAGAAAGUUCUGUUGAAUAUUUUGGAUAACGCCCUUUGUCCCGACGAGAUUAGUGAGCAUCUAAGGGAGGAGGAGCACAGUGGGGGAGGAAAUCCUGGAAGUGGUAUUGGAAGUGGUACUGGAUGUGGUACUGGAUGCGGAAGAGCCAGCCAGACCAACAAUGGUUAUAGGAACGAUGGUUGCAGUAAUGACAGCGGCUCUGAUAACACGGAGGAGAUCGGGGUGAAGCAGCAAUUCACUACGUAUCAAGAAGAGAGGAAUAGCAGCUGCUACGUUACACCCACUGGAGGGGUACUGGAUGAACGUGGCUACGUAAGUUAUAAUGGAAGUGGACAUUUAUAUGAUAGCAGUAGUAACCACAGCACCAUUGGUUAUAGUAUGCAUUUAAGAGGUAAAGGUUUCAUGUAUAAAGAAGGUAAAAGGAUAAAGGAUAUAGAACAAGGGAAAAGACAUUCCCUUACUGAACGGGAUUUACACUUUUCACUUAUAAAAAAUAUAAAAAAACAUAUAGAAAAAAAAGAAUUUUUUAAGAAAACAAUCAAUAGUAAUCUUUUUUUAAAAAUAUGUAUUAGUUUAUUUAAAAAAGAAGAUUUGCUUUUAUUUUCCUAUGAAAUAAAAAAAAAUUAUAAAAAUAUAAAAACUUGUAUAGAUUAUCUUCAAGGGGAUGAUUUACAGUAUGAUAUAUACUCGACGAGUUAUUUCUUCUAUGACUAUAAUUAUCGGAGCACAGAAAUUGUUAUUACUGAGGAAGAAAGGAAGAAAAUGGUAUCUCCCUUUAUUUCUAUUGAAAGCAAAAAUAUUCUGCUUGAAAUGUCGACUCUAUUUUUUUCGUACGAUUACUUGAAGGUUUAUUCUGUGAGGGCGAAUCGAAGUAGGGAAUUAUCGAGGGGGCUGGGGCGUCUUCGUUGUAAGAGCGGUAAACAAAAGAGAAGCAUGCAAAAGAGAAAGCAGCAUAAAAGCAGCAACAUAUACCAUCCAGUCAUAUUGCAUAAUGUGAACCGACUUCUGUUAGAGUUCUUUUGCAGUAAAAUAUGCAAUUCUUCUAUUAAUGCACUGAUAAUGUUUAACCAUAACUUGUUAUCGAUAUACAGAAUUUUGAAAGCGUUAAUAGGGACAAGCGCUAAUCUAAUUAACUUCAGUGAAGUUACUAAGGCUGUUCAGUCCUUUUCAAAUAGAUGUUAUGAAAAUGAUGACAAUACUGUUACAAUUUUGGAAGAUACAAUAUAUUAUAAAAUAUUAGAAAUUUUAAAAAAGAAAAAUUUAAAUAAAAAUAGUAUUUAUAUUACAUAUAUUGAAUACUACUACAUUUUGUUGGACUACUACUGCAAAUUUCUGUAUAGUAAUUAUUCGGAUAGGAAUGAGAGCAAUAAUUUUUCCAAAGAUGGCAUGUUUUUCUUUUUUAAAAAUAUAAUUAAUUUUUUUUGUAAAAUUUUAAAAAUAAAUAAAUGUUUUCAUUUACUAAUCGAAAUAAAAUUGAAUAAUUAUUUUAAACUGUCGUAUGAUAUUAGAAAUAGUUUUAUAAGUUUAUUUACUUAUCUUUUUUUUUUCUCCAUAAGAUUUAAAGAAUUGACAUUAUUAAAUUAUGAUAUAGUAAGCUGUUUACUUUUUUUAUUAAAAAAAAUUAAUAUUAACAAAUUAAAUGCAUAUAUUUUUCAAAUGUUUUCUUAUGUUGAACAAGAACAACUAUUAAGGAAGGAAAGGAAUGAACAUCUUUAUAUAAACAAAGGAAGGAACAUUUUCACUUCAUCUGAUGUAGAUACAAGUAAUGAUCUUAAUAGCAAUUAUAAUUAUGAAAAAAUAUGUACAAAUAAUUAUAACGACCAUAGUGUUGAAAGCUUUAAUAUUAAUUAUGAUAACCUUACCAAUUUUAAGUUGGAAAAGGAUUAUAUCGACAUAAAAGACAAAUUUAGAAUUGAUAUUUCCUUUUUGAAAAUUUUCUUUCUCCUGAGUGAGGUCCGACGAGUGGAUCUAACUGAGGAUGGAGUAAAGACUAGUGAAAAGGAUAGUGGAAAGACUAGUGAAAAGGAUAGUGGAAAGACUAGUGAAAAGGAUAGCGGAAAGACUAGUGAAAAGGAUAGUGGAAAGACUAGUGAAAAGGAUAGUGGAAAGACUAGUGAAAAGGAUAGUGGAAAGACUAGUGAAAAGGAUAGUGGAAAGAAUAAUGACAAGGAUAGUGGAAAGACCAGUAACGAUGAUGGCAGCAAGACUAGUAACGAGCACUUGAAGGAAGACAAUUCUUGCUACAACGUUAACGAGAAAUACGAGAACAACAGCAGUAGUGGCAGCAACGUAUGCAGUAGUGAUAUGAGGGGGGGUAAGCCUUCCCCCCUGUACGGAAGCACCGUCCACCCUAUUAUCAGAGUUCAACGUUAUGAUAAGCACAAUGGUAGAGGUGCUACUGUAUACCGCAGUCAGCAGGGGGGUAGAGUAGUUUCACCUUGCAGUUACAACAACAGCAGCGGAAGAAAUUGUGGAGGAAGCAACGGUCGAAGAAGCGGUCAAAGCAGUGAUCGAAGCAAUGGUCAAAGCAGUGAUCGAAGCAAUGGCCAAAGCAGUGAUCGAAGCAAUGGCCAAAGCAGUGAUCGAAGCAAUGGCCAAAGCAGUGAUCGAAGCAAUGGCCAAAGCAGCAGUCGAAGCAGUGGAAGGCGUAACAGCCACGUUAAUUACCGGCAGCAGGAUCUGUGGAGGAACCAAGAGAACGCGAGGAGUUACUACACCACGGAGUGUAUAAGCCUGGAAGAAAUAUUUAUUAUCACUCUUAUGGAACUGUGUGCAGUGGAAAAUUAUAGGUUUACAUUUGUAAACGACUUGUUAAGUUUGUAUGAAGAGGAAAAAAGGAAAAAAAUAUAUAUUAACACAGAAAUCAUUUUAAUAUUAUUUAAAAAGGUUAUAAAGAGAAAAAAAUUAAAUUUUUUUUUUUUUAAUAUUUACAAAACUUUACAAAAUAAAGUAAAUCAUAUAUUAGCAAGUAUAAAUAUUUUAAUAAAAAAAUGGGUUAAGUGGACUUUUAAAAAUUGUAAUAAUACAUUUAAAAGAGAAAAGAAUAUUAAUAUAAAAAAAUUGGUAAAAUUAUUUUUUAUAUCUUUUUAUAAAUUUGUAAAAAAUUAUUUUGUACAAAUACAUGACUUUAUUGACAAUUUGAAAAUAUAUAAUAGUAAAAACAAUUUUGAUGAUUUUUUUUUUUUAAUUUUUUCAAAAUAUGUAAACAGAGUGUUUAUCGACAAUUUCUCUGCUUCAUUCAUAUUUAGCUUGUCCAAGUACGCAAUUUUAAAUGAAUGUAUGUCUAUAAUUAAUUAUAUGAUAAAAGUGAGUAGUAACGUGAAUAUUGAGCAAGUUAGACAAAUACAUGCGGAGGUAAUGAAUGCAGUAAGGAAGAAGCACCCCCAAAUGGUUGAAAAUGAUAGCACACGCAAUGCAAUUAAUGGAAUUAAUGGCAAUGAGAACAAUAAUGGCAAUGAGGACAAUAAUGGCAAUGAGAACAGGGAUAAUAAUCGUAACAGUUAUAACUGUAGUAAUAAUAAAAAUAAAAGCAGCAGCCGUAAUAAUGAUAUCAGUAAUAUUAAGAAUAGCAAUGGAUAUGGAAAUGGUAAUGGAAAUAAUAAUAAUAAUUAUUAUUAUAAUGAGACAGCAGACGAGGGAGUACACCCCUUGUCAACGUACAGAAUGACAAACAAAAUGAACGAAUUGCCUGUGAAUCACACAGUGAAACCAUAUUCCACCACUACCUUCAACAAUUUUAUGAACAACAUAAUUAUAAGUCAUAAAACUCUGUUAAAUAAACCUGAUAUGUACAUAAAAAAAAAAGUAAAUAUAUUUCAAAUUGAUACCAUGAGUAAUGACCAGUAUUUGCACAAUCAUUAUACGAUGGACUAUAUAACGGAUCUGUUAUUACUAGAAAAGCAGGCAAAGGAUGGACAGAAGGAUUUCUGCACGCACCACGGGAUGUUCCAUGCGCACAGGAAUUUUUGUAACAUGGACAGUAAUAGAAGCGGCGAUAUAAGUGGUAAUAGGAGCGGCAAUAGGAGCGGCAAUAGGAGCGGCAAUAGGAGCGGCAAUAGGAGCAGCAAUUACAACAUCGAUUGCAAGGACAAUUACAUGAGCAAUCGCAAGGACCUCCACAAUGGAAAUAUUGAAAAACUGCUUCGACAGUCAACCAUAAACUUUAAUUUGAUCGAUGAAUCAACGAACGAAAACUCCGUUAAUCAGCAUUCCAUGUUCAGCCAAAGUGAGUACCUUACUAAGUACAAUUUAACAUUUUUUAAAUAUUUCUGUCAUAUAAGAAAUCUAUUAAAAAUAAUUUUUCAGAAUAAUUAUGUAUUUUUCUUAAGUGAUUUUUUACUUAUGAAUUAUGAACAGUCAGGAAAAAAAAAAAAAAAAAAUAUAUUUUUUUUUAAUUAUAACCUGAACAUGUCAGGUGAUUGCUUUUCUUCUGUAUUUAAUCUUUUCAUAAAUGAAUACAAUGCAAUUUAUUACAAAAGUGGGCAUGCCAUUUUAUCCCAUUUCAAGGAGAUAAAUUACAGAAAGUUGUACGAACAAGUUAUUAACCGAAUAUUACUCAUGUAUUCACUCUUGUUGGACCCUUGUUAUCAUUUCAUAUUUCUCAAGGAAGUAAAAGUUAUAUGGACAAACAUUUCAAAUCAGAUAUUCUCUCUAUUCAACACUUCCCACCUUAUAAGUAACUUGUUUUCAAAGGCGUCCUUCAGCAUCAUUCAGAAGAACGACGUUGUGAGCAAGUCCAUAAACAAUGAUAUCCAGCGCAUAGAGAAAAAAAUGUUUGAAGGAAGAAGAGAAAUAUUGAGCAUGUCUUUACUAUAUUUUGUUUUAUAUAAUUUCAAGAAUGUGUACAUGUUAUACGAAAAAUUAAAUACAUAUUUUAGGAUAAACAGUUUUAACAAUAUUUAUUUUUUAUGUAAAUAUAGUAAAGGUUAUUUACCUCUAGCAGAUAUUUUAAAAUUGUUUACAGAUAAAUUGUUAUACUAUUUUGAGAAAGUGAAGGAAAUAAAUUUUAUAAAUUUAAAAUAUGAAUAUACAAAAAAAAUUUUUAACAUCUUAAAGUUUUUAUAUUUUUUUAUAAAAAAUAAUGAUUUAAUACAUGUAAGAAUAUAUGAAGACAUAUAUGAUAUUCUUUUUUACAUAAUAAAAGAUUUUGUUGACCGGGACAAGUAUGUCCACUCUUAUAAUAUAAAGGAAUACACGUUUAACAAGUUGAAAAUUUUAAAUUUGUGCCUGCACUUUGUUAAUGAUAUUUAUUUUAAUCUGUUCAGUGAUGAUGCUAAGGGGGGAGGAAGAACAGAAGUAGGAACAGGAACAGAAGUAGAAACAGGAACAGAAGUAGGAACAGGAACAGGAACAGAAACAGGCAUAGGUAUAGGUGUAUGUGUAGGAAGUGAAAAAUAUUCUGAAAAGAAAAAUCAUCUGUGGAAUUGCAUGGAAGAACUUCUCAGCCUAUUUGCAGUUAGAUUACAAAAAAAUGCUUCUCUUUUUUUACAUUCACAAUUGUUUACUUGUUAUAGGAAAGAUAUGAAGAAGGAGCUGUACAAUUACAUAUAUAACAUGAACGUAAUGAGUGAAUUGUUGGAACUCAUUAUCAAGGGGAUAUAUAUAAAGGACAGUUGUAUAUACAAAUUAAUUAUAAACAUAUGCUACGAUAGAAAUAUAUGUCGUAUCUUUUUUAAUAUCAAUUUUAAUAAUUUGAAUGAAUUGUUAAGGAAAUAUUUAGAUAUACAUAAGAGAAAAAAUGACAGUGCAUAUAACAUAAAACUUCUUCUAAGUAACAAUAAAAAUAUACUCAUUGAAAAACAUGGACUCAUAAAUGAUGAUGCGUUAAUAGAAAACAUGAUAGAAGUGUUUAAUGAAAAAAAUAUUUAUUACAAGUAUAUACUCAACUUAGCUGAAAGUAAAACUGCGCAAAAUGGACGAAGCGAACAAAAUUAUGAUAACAUUUUUGAGGAUAAUAAUGACUAUAUAUCAGUUAAAAAUAUGCUGCAAAAGAAAAUUGAACUGCUGGAUGACGAUUAUGUGAGUUUGAAAUUUUUUGAGGGGAAGUCCAAAAUUUACGGAGAAAGAAAUUUUCUCUUUGACAUAAAUAAUUAUUACUAUUUAUUGAAUGCUUAUAAUAAUAGUAGAGUUUGUCAAGAGUGUUCAUACGAGAAUGAUGAUUAUACUUACACAGAUAACGACACCAUUUUUAGUGGGAAUGCAAACAGAUUUGAUGAAUAUAAGACAGAUGAUAAACUAAAAAAAAAAAUUGACACGAACAUUUUGAAAAAUAUGCACACCAUUUUUCCGCAUGACCAUGGUCAGGCAAAAUCGUCAAAAGGGGGAACCAAUUCAGAUGGGAAAAAGAAAAAGAAAGAGGAGGAUAUUACAAAGCGGGGAAAUUUAAGAGGGGAAGAAGGGGGUAACUCAAGUGACAACAGUAGUAACGUUGCUCUUCAGCGGGAUAGUAAUAAAAAUCGAAAUGACGAUUUUACUAUACUAGUGGCCGGGGGUAUAUGGACGAAUGAUGAGCUAGGGAACUCGAUUGGAAGGUAUAUCUUGAGAGAUGAAAAAUUAGAAAGAAAAAAAAAGAAAAAAAAAGAAAAAAAGAAGCAUAUAUUUUAUAUUGGUAAUCAUGCUAUACCAACAGUAUUUAUUUUUGCAAAAUAUUUUAAAAACGAGAUCAACUGUAUGAAAUAUAUUAAUUUAACCCAAAGUACAUAUGAUAGUAAGCUUCGUUUAUUACUAAUUUUAUAUAAAUUUAUAAUUAUAAUUAAGCAUAACAAAAUAUUCGAAGAUGACAACUACAGAAAGAUGGAGAAAUUGUAUUUGCAAAAAUGCCAUAUUAAAAAUAGUAUACCAUUUCUUUUCUUUGUAUAUGAAUCUAUGAUAACAUUUCUUGAGCCGUCUGUGCAGGUAAAAAAAAGCGCGUUUUACUACAUUUUAGUUAUUAAUAUUUUAAUAAACCUCUUUUCGCUGAUGAAUGUGCAUGAUCGGGGAGGGACUAAAAAGAGGUUCCCUCGAGCAAAAGGGAGGAAAGGUGAGAGUGAGGGUGAGAAGCAUAACAAGAGUGAGAAUGAGAAGUAUAACAAGAGUGAGGGUGAGAAGCAUAACAAGAGUGAGGGUGAGAAGUAUAACAAGAGUGAGGAUGAGAAGUAUAACAAGAGUGAGGAUGAGAAGCAUAACAAGAGUGAGGGUGAGAAGCAUAACAAGGGUAUGACUUAUGUACAUGGUCAUAAUUCGGGCAAAUGUGGAUCCCCCACUGCAAACGAUAGAAACGUGCAUAAUAAAAAAUCCCGUGCAGAAUUGAUGGAGAGUAGUAGUGAAGACGAUAUGGAGAAAUAUUCGAACUACUUUGAUAGUAGUGUAGACGAGGAUGAACAGUAUAACACGGAUUCGUGUCAAGGCAGUUUCUACUGCGACCUGUUUAUUGAUAAGUCGUUUAUUGCUAGCAUAAAAAAUAGGAAAAACAGUGCCGUAUUUUCCAUUCUGCAUAACAUGUCGAAGAAGGAAAUUGACAAAUACAAAUUUAUUGGAAAGGAGUUUGCUGGUAGUAUAUGGGAUAAUGAUCACGAGGGGAAUGGAAAAAACGAAAAAGAAGUCGAACAUGUGUAUGGAAACGUGCAUGAUAAAGAGGACGAUAAGGCGGGUGGUAAAGCGGAUGGAAAGAAAUACAAGGAGAAACUAGCCAAAGAGAGAACAAAAAAAAAUGGAUUGGAUAAAAAUAGUUUAAUUUACAAUAUGCCUCUAUUCCUGUCCCUAUUCGUUAGAGCCAUUACUAUCCAUUUGCAUUAUUUUAAUUUUUAUAAUAAAAAUGUGUAUAUAUUAAAAAAUUUCAACGCCUUGCAUGUGCCAAAUUCUAUUAUGAAGUAUAUUUAUCCUGCAAAUCAUUUUAACAUCAACUUGUUUGUAAGCAUGCUAGAGCUUUUUUAUGUGUCUGCUAGGAUUUAUAAUAAUUAUUUUAUUAGGAUAAACAGAAAUGCGUCCAUACGAAAGGGUAUUGAAAUAGAGGAGGUUGUAGACGUGGUGAAAACGAGAACAAAAGGCAAAAAUAGUGUUAAGAUGAUACAUACGGAUUAUUAUAAUACCACUAGUGAAGGUGAAAAAAGUAGAGAAAUAGAGAAACAAAGUGGCGAUAAAGAGUGCAUCAGAAUGAACAAAAAUAGAUCAUUGAAUGAACAGAACGGAUAUACUCCGGAUUAUACAGGAAAAUCGCUUUACCUGAACAUGUACAUAAUUACACUAAAAGAAAUAUUAAAAGAAUGUUAUGAAUAUCAUGAUAUACAUAUGAAAGAUGAAGAAAGCAUUCGAAGAUGUUAUUAUCUUGAGCACAUGCUUCUCUACUUCUUGUACAAUCGGGUUAAUACCCUAUACGAAUUACUUUACAAUUUUUUUUUUAAGUUUCUGAAGGGAAGAAACAGUAAUAUUUACAGUAGUAGCAAUCACUACCAUCUUCAACAUCAACUCCAACAUCAAUAUCAUCACGAACGUCGACAUGGGCAGCAUCAUAGUAGCAACGUUUUUGAUAGCGUUAACGAGAAUAUAUAUUUGAUUUUGGAAAAUAUUAUAUAUGACCAAAUAAACAAAAUAAAUAGCUUUUUGGACAAUAACGAGUAUUAUUAUUUUUACAUAAAUACAUUAACCUUCAUCACACUGAACACACAUGUUUGUUUACAUAUGCUUAAGAAAGAUAUAUUGACAAAAUUAAUUUAUGUUCCUUUGAUAUAUCAUUCCCUAUUUGACAAGAGCAAAAGCUUUAGUGCUAUUUAUUACGUUAGUGAUGACCAAUACAUACGGAAUAAAAAUCAUAUUAUUUUCUGUUCUUUAAUUGUCUUAAUAAUUAAAAUGUUGUACAUAUUUAUAAAUACUGUGAUAUGUAGUGGUGGUGCUGCUACUGCUGCUAGUAUUGGUGCUAAUAAUUUAUACUAUUACUCCGAAAAUGCUCCAUAUCACUUUAGAACAAAUUUCAUGUACAGCAUGGAAGGAAGUCUUGUACCAAGUUUUGCUACUGCAGGGAAUGUUAUGUAUAGUUUUACGUCGUCUGUAGGUGGAAAUAUACCAAACAGCAAUGAGCUCGAAAGAAACAACAAUUUUCUUAACAACACAAACAUAAACAGCAAUUAUGCAAAUCUUGAUGAGAGCGAUUUAAAUAAGAUGCAAGGAGGGAGGCAGAUGAACAGAAAGGAUGACAAAAAUUACCACAAUGAUGAAAUCCACCACAAGAACAAAAAAAAAUGGGAAAUAAAAAUGGAUGGACAUCCCAUCACUGACGAUGAAAUUGACUACUUCCUUGAUGCUAUAAUAAAUAUAAUAGAAAAAUUAUCAGAUAGAAUAAAUUUUAUUUUUUUAAAAAUUGAAAAAAUAAACUGUCUAGCUAUAUUUGAAGAAUCUUACUUAUAUGUGGAGCUACUUACAAAGCUUUCUUAUUAUUGUACCAUAUAUAAUAUAAACAAUUUUCUUAUAUCAUUAAUGGACAAAGGGGGAGUAGAGCAUCAUAUAUAUUAUAUAAAUAGAAUAUUAGAAAAAUUUAUUUAUGAAAAAGAGAUUAUUAUUAAUCCAUAUAGCCCAUAUGAAAUAGCUGCGUCGUCAAAUGUAGCACAUGUAAAGGGAAAAAAAAAAAUUAAAAAAAAUGAUUUCUCUUUAUUUACUCAAAGAGUUUUAUACAUAUGUUAUAAGUCUAUUCUAAAUUAUAACACCAUACUGCUGAACAUAAUUCAAAGUCCUUACUUCACGUACUCGUACUUUGUUUUGCAUCUUUACAUCAUGAUACUUAAGUCUACUAGGCUCGUCACCACGUUCAUUGAGCACUUUGGAAGGAGGAACACGACCCUCAUAAGGACGAUUAAGACCAAUUCGGGGUUUUCCUAUGUACCUAUCUGCCUAGACAUAGUGAACACGAUGAAGGUAAAAAAGAAAGAAAAAAUUUAUUAUACUAGAGGAACAAAGGGUAAAUCGAGUUUCGACUAUUACCUUAGUGAGAGCAAAUCAGAAAGCAGUGAAAUGUCGAAUUAUUCAAAUGAAAUAUACCAAUAUAAUAGAUCGAUUGAUGAAUAUAUGAACACGACAAGAAUUUAUAGGAAUGAUUAUUUGUUUAAUUUUUUACCAGAAAUGAUUCAUCUAAAAUCUUAUUAUAAUAUAUUAAAAGAAAUACUUGAAAGAAGUGCCUAUUUAGGGGCUUAUCUUUUGGAUAAGUUAAAAUACUCAUGUGAAGACUCUUGUUUGAAGCAAAUUUUAUUUAGUAACGUUUGUUCUUAUUUAAUACAUAUCAAUACAACCCUACUUCCGUCUAAUAUAUGCUCGAAUAAUUUAAAAAAAAAAUGCACAAUUGUUUAUAAUUACGUCGUUAAUAUACACAAAAAGUAA
Molecule: messenger RNA, 11505 nt
Organism: Plasmodium malariae
Lineage: Eukaryota; Apicomplexa; Aconoidasida; Haemosporida; Plasmodiidae
Product: conserved Plasmodium protein, unknown function
Exons: 3
Coding region: 1-11505 (3834 amino acids)
Source: RefSeq, a predicted model, not a curated record